Molecule: messenger RNA, 819 nt
Organism: Adineta steineri
Lineage: Eukaryota; Metazoa; Rotifera; Eurotatoria; Adinetida; Adinetidae
Source: the annotation of a GenBank genome assembly
AUGUCAAAAAGAUUUUUUGAAACUGCUGCACAUAGUGAUUUUUAUUCUCAAUGUCGACCCACAUAUCCUGUUGAGAUGAUGAAUAAAAUUAUUAAUUAUUUAUCACUCAAAUAUACUAUAAACGAUGAUGAUUUAGCUAUUGAUAUUGGUUGUGGAACUGGUCAGAGUACUGUUUUACUUGCUCCAUAUUUUCAACGAAUUAUCGGAUAUGAUGUGAGCGAACAGCAAAUAAAUAAAGCAAAUGAAACUAAUACACAUUCGAAUAUUAAUUAUAAAGUUAGUGUUGGUAAUGAUAUUCCUCAUGAGAAUUCAUCAUUAGCCUUAAUUAUAUCCGGUCAUGCAGCACAUUGGUUUGAUCUUCCAUAUUUUUAUAAUGAAGUUAAACGAACUUUAAAAAUCAAUGGUGUUCUAGUUUUAUUUGGAUAUGCAUUUGUUCAAGUUCAUUGCCAACAAGCAGAAAAACUUAAUGAAAUUUUAUACAAUUUCUAUCAUCAUACACUUGAUGGAUAUGUUCAAAAAGAAAGUAAAGAAGUUUACUUUGGUCGUUACCGUGAUGAAAAAUAUCAUAUUCCACUUUCAUCAACUGAUUUUACUCGGGAUGAAAGUGUUGCAAUUAAAUGCAAAUGGUCAAUUCGAAGAUUAUUAGGUUAUAUGGUAUCAAUGUCUGGUUUUCAACUUUUUUUUCAACAACAUCCAGAAAGUACAAUUUUAGAUGAUCUUCAAUCAGAAAUAUUUAAAUGUCUCAAUGUAGACAAUGACGAACAUGAACUUGAUCUUUCAUUUGAUAUAUUUUUAUUAAUGAAUCGAAAAAGUGAAUAA